CUCCCGAAGUGUCCAGACUGCAGCGGUGCUGGUGAGUGGCACAACAAGACUUAGCCUGGAUAGAGGGUUAGAAACGUCAAGUCAGAUAGACUGAAGUUUAACUCUAGUCUUACUUUGAUGACCCAGACUGGCUCUCCAGCACUGACAUCACUUUUGAUUCUGGAGGAUUCUCUUUUUUAAUUGAGGGGACGCUCAACUUCCUAAAGAUCGAGGACAAUAACUGAAAUAAACUCCAAUUUUUGCGACUUUUGAUUGCAAUUUAAGUUGCAGAAGAUGUGUUCUACUUUGUGUUUUAUCGUUUUAAUGCUGUGCGUAAUAAACGCAACACUUUCUACUCCAUUUGAAUCAGAGGAUGUUUUACCUGUAAGGAUAACUGGAAGAGUUAGAGGUCGCUUUUGGAAGAGGAGUGAAGAACAGCCGAGAUUUAUUCUCAGCGCGUUUGGCAAGGACAUGACUCUUAAUCUCAUUCCAGACACCAGCUUCAUCGCACCUUCUUUCACCAUUGAGCGCAUCAAAGCCAAAGAUGUUGGCGCUUUACGCGGCGCCUCAGGUGCCCGACCUGCCUCAGGUCUCCAACGUUUCAUGAACCACACAGUAGAGAGUGAAGAGCAUCUUAGAAGCUGCUUUUACUCGGGGAACGUGGACAACGAUCAGGACUCGGUUGUGUCUGUCAGCUUGUGCUCGGGUAUCUUUGGCUCCUUCAUAACGGAAGGGAAAGAGUACUUAAUAGAGCCCAAAGUUAAAGGCGGCCUGGGGCCAGACUCUGCAGAGCAGCUGCAUGUCAUCAAGAGGAGGACAUUCACCAAAAGCCUCGGUGUUCCCGUUCUCUUUGAUCACGCGGCUGUGGAGAGCCAAGCAGAUAAGCACAAUGGGGAAAGUUUUACGCACAGCGACAGUGACGCACGAAGGGAACCUCGCCGGAGACGCUUUGUUUCCGCGCCACGGUUCAUAGAAACUCUGGUGGUGGCAGACUCAACCAUGACCCACUUCUAUGGAGAUGAAAUAAAGCACUACAUUCUCACCCUGAUGUCUAUGGCCGCCCAGUUGUACAAGCACCCCAGCAUCAAGAACUCAGUCAACAUGGUGCUGGUGAAGAUGCUGGUGGUGGAGGAUGAGGAGGUCGGCCCGGAGGUCUCCAGUAACGGAGGUGUGGCUCUGAGGAACUUCUGCUCCUGGCAGCAGCUCUUCAACCCACCCAGCCAGAGGCAUCCAGAGCACUAUGACACUGCCAUGCUGUUCACCAGAGAGGACAUCUGUGGACAGAAGAGCUGUGACACCUUAGGUGUGGCCGAUGUUGGGACGAUGUGUGACCCCAAGAGAAGCUGCUCAGUCAUUGAGGACAACGGGCUGCAGGCUGCCUUCACUGCUGCACAUGAGCUCGGUCAUGUGUUGAGUAUGCCUCACGACGACUCCAAGACCUGUGAGAGGCUGUUUGGAGAUUUGGGAGGUCAUUACCUGAUGGCUCCUCUGUUUGUCAGCCUCAACAGAACAGCACCCUGGUCUCCCUGCAGCGCUCUCUACGUCACAGAGUUCUUUGACAACGGACACGGGGACUGCCUGCUGGACGUCCCAGAGAACUCCAUGUCAUUACCCAGAGAGCUGCCAGGCACCAAGUACAGUCUGGACCAGCAGUGCCAGCAGAUCUUUGGAGAAGAGUUCAUCCACUGUCCCAACACCUCAGACAGUGACAUCUGCAGCCAGCUGUGGUGUCAGGAGGAUGGAACAAUGCAAUGCUCCACCAAGAACGGCAGCUUACCAUGGGCUGACGGCACCCCCUGUGGCAUCAACAGGACUUGCCUCCAUGGAGCUUGCAUGUCCACACAGGAGGUGAUGAAGCCACUGGUGGUUGUGGACGGAGACUGGAACGAGUGGGGAGCGUGGCAGCAGUGCUCCAGAACAUGUGGAGGAGGAGUGGAGUUUUCCUACAGAGAGUGUACCAAUCCAGUACCUCAGAACGGAGGAAAGUACUGCGAGGGACAGAGGGUUCAGUACCAGUCCUGUAACACGCAGCCCUGUGACAAUAACCAAGGAAAGAGUUUCAGAGAGGAGCAGUGUGAGAAGUACAACAGCCCAAACUACCUGGACUUCAAUGGGAACAUGAAACAGUGGAUACCAAAGUACGCAGGGGUUUCUCCCAGAGACAGAUGUAAGCUGUUCUGCAGAGCCAGAGGCAGCAGUGAAUUUAAGGUGUUUGAAUCCAAGGUCAUCGAUGGGACGACGUGUGGUCCUGAUACCACAUCAGUAUGCGUCCAAGGCCAGUGUGUGAAGGCGGGCUGCGACCAGGUGAUUGGAUCCAGCAAGAGAGUGGAUAAAUGUGGAGUGUGUGGAGGAAGUGGAUUGACCUGUAGAAAGAUCACAGGCUCCUACAAUAAAGCAAUCUAUGGAUACAGUGACAUUGUCACCAUCCCUGUUGGAGCGACUAACAUCGACAUCAAACAGCGGAGCAACAGAGGGAUCAAACAUGAUGGGAACUACCUGGCUAUAAAGAGAGAGAGCGGUAGUUACAUCCUCAACGGUAACUUCUCAGUGUCUACAGUAGAGCAGGACAUUCCUGUGCUGGGUGCAGUGUUAAAGUACAGUGGCUCCUCCACCACCCUGGAGAGGAUCCAGAGCUUCAGGCAGCUGAAGGAGGCCAUCACCAUCCAGAUCCUGGCUACUGCCGGAGACGCCAACCCCCCAAAGGUCAAAUACACCUUUUUCAUCCCCAAAGAUGUCUCCUUCAACAAAUCUAAGGAGAAGAAGGUGCCGUCACCAUCUUUGCAUGUAAUCCAUCCAUUUGGCGUCCCUGAGUGGGUGCUGGGGGAGUGGUCUGAAUGCUCCAAGAGCUGCGGCUCCGGGUGGUCCAGGAGAAACGUCGAAUGCCGAGACAACGAAGGGUUCCACUCCAGCCUUUGUGACAAGGACUUGAAGCCCAUAGAUAUCAGGGCCUGUGGGGAUCUGCCAUGCCCCAUUUGGCAGAUGGGACCUUGGUCCGCCUGCUCACGAACUUGUGGUCAGGGGGAGCGCCGUCGCAGCGUCUUCUGCAUAGACUACACUGGGAAGACUGUUGAGUCAGAGAAAUGUGAUCCAGAGAAAAUGCCGGAACCAGUCUCUGGAGAGUGCCUCAACCAAGAAUGCUUAUGAGGGACAGACAGUCAGUGAACUUUGCCAUUUUGGUCUGAUUCAACUAAACAUGGGUGGAUUUCUAAGUGGGCAACCUGGGCACAGGAAAAGAGUCCAAGGGGGCAGAGGGUAUGGAUGUAAAACGAUGACAGAAGAGACGCAAAACAAAAUUACAAUAAUGCAAUAUAACAUAAUUAAAAGGAUGUAGUACAUAUAUAGGGCUGUGCUUAACAACUACAAUUUCAUGCAAAUUUCAAGCAAAGCAACUCAAUAUACCCAGUAAAAGAAAUGUAUCCUGACUUUAAAAGACACAAAAGGGCAGAAAAUAUUCACAGUUGUUUUGUGCCUCUGAGAUUCAGAGUCCUCACUUAACUGCAGAUUCAAUGCUAUUCAAACUGUUUUGUGUCUGGAGAGAAAAUGACUUGGGGCCUUGAUAUGUCCGUGCCCAGGAGCUCAUGAUCAUGUUAUCCAGCCAUGUAACUAACUGUUCAUACAACAUUACAUCCAAGGCUCUUGCCUGAAUUUAGUUAUGUCAUCUUUUGUUGACAAAUUACAACCACUAUUGAGAAUCCAAGCAAUGGAAAUCUACCUCAGGAUGUACAUGUGAUGCUAUGUAUAGAUGCUACAUGAAGGUGCUGUGUGCAAGAGGAGUUUUCUAGUCCCACUUUUAACGGAUACUUUCUGUAUGAAGUCUCUGCAAUGUUUUUUUUAUCUUUCAAGUUAGCUGUCAUAUAGAGUGGGACCAGAACUAUGGCAUUAAACCUGCUGUCAAACACCAGCACAGUGUAAAUAUAUACCUCCAAGUGUCCUCCACAGAACUCAAACCUCCAUAAAGCUUUGAUCGAGCCAUUUACCUUUUACUGAGGUAGGCACAUACGAUCAAUGCGGUGGGAUUUUAAGCCUCUGGGAAAUGCGCUCCUGUUUGAUUUGCUUCUCUCUUCAAAACACAUACCAAUCUGAUUAGUAAUUAUGAUUUUGAUGGAAAUGCCAUGCUCUUAUCCUGAAAAAUUUGCAUUGUUGAAUUAUGGAGAAAACCAAUGAGUGUAUCCUUGGCUAAAAUGUGCUUUUUGAGAACACUUGGUUCUAUUUCUGAACCAGACGUGUAGUGUUUAUACAAGAGUUUGAGUUUACACGAUGUGUAAAGGAUUUAGUCUAGAUAAUGAGCAGUCAUUUAAAACUAGAAAAACCAAUGACAGAGAAUUUCCCUCUAUGCAGUGUUUCAGUUUUCCCUGCUGAGACAGUUGAGAGGAAAAUAUGAACAAUCAAUCUGCAAGGCUAUAAAUGCUUCUUCAGUGAUGUAAGAAUGAAAUAAUUACCACAUUAUUGCCUAUAAGAAAGAAUAAUUAUUUUAUUCAUUUCCAAACUUUAUUUGUAAAAGCAUCAUAUGCAAUCACUCACAGUUGUUUCCUUGUAUGUAUAUUUGAUUUCUUCAUUCCUGUUGUUAAUUUACAAUAUGUUAUAAAACAAAACAGACGGAGCAUUAGGCCAAAUAUCCCUUCAGUGAAGGACCAUUCUAUUAUAUUAUUACAGCUUCCUUUUUAAGCUAUUUAUUUUUGUAAAAUUUGUACCUUGUAUGUGUAAUUAACAUGGCAGAUGCUGCUGUCUUUGAGAUUUUUGUCCAUGAAAAUGGUUAAAUAAACACAUUUAUGUCCAAA
Messenger RNA from Cheilinus undulatus (humphead wrasse), 4757 nucleotides. Its product is annotated as A disintegrin and metalloproteinase with thrombospondin motifs 8-like. Gene Ontology annotation, molecular function: metalloendopeptidase activity; zinc ion binding. Gene Ontology annotation, biological process: proteolysis; extracellular matrix organization. The transcript is spliced from 9 exons. The record is from RefSeq and is a predicted model, not a curated record. Lineage: Eukaryota; Metazoa; Chordata; Actinopteri; Labriformes; Labridae. The coding region runs from base 274 to 3123 and encodes 949 amino acids.